This is a messenger RNA of Coniophora puteana RWD-64-598 SS2, 1319 nucleotides long. Its product is annotated as microtubule binding protein. Lineage: Eukaryota; Fungi; Basidiomycota; Agaricomycetes; Boletales; Coniophoraceae. The record is from RefSeq and is a predicted model, not a curated record. The transcript has 6 exons. Gene Ontology annotation, cellular component: spindle midzone; microtubule plus-end; cytoplasmic microtubule. Gene Ontology annotation, biological process: spindle assembly; protein localization to microtubule plus-end; regulation of microtubule polymerization or depolymerization. The coding region runs from base 282 to 1031 and encodes 249 amino acids. Gene Ontology annotation, molecular function: microtubule plus-end binding.
GGGCCGAGACGAUGCUGCGUACAACGUUACAGACAAGACCUCUUUCUCUCCUUUGACGACGAAAAUUUGGACUGACUGAGAGUAAGAGUCAAGAUUGUAUGCGCCGUAAAUGAAGAGGGCCAUGAUUGGAUGGGUUCGGGGCAUGUCGAGGCGAGCGCUUAGGUUAGCCGGCGUCGCGUGUCCCACCUUUGGUGUUUUGCGCGGACGACUCCGUCUCUCCCUCUCUCUUCAUACCCGUCCCCACCACACACGACGCCCUCGCCCCCUCUCACGACCUCACCAUGUCAGGAUCGCGCACGGAUCUCCUCGCAUGGCUCAACGAGCUCCUCCAGAUCAACUACACUAAGGUCGAGCAAUGCGGCACCGGCGCCGCCUACUGCCAAGUCCUUGACUCGAUAUUCCUCGACGUGCCAAUGUCUCGCGUGAAAAUGAACGCGAAGCACGAGUACGAGUUUAUCGCCAACUUCAAGGUCCUCCAGAACGCAUUCAAGGCCAAAAAGAUCGACAAGCCCAUCUUAGUCGAGAGGCUCGUCAAAUGCAAAAUGCAAGACAACCUCGAGUUCUUGCAAUGGAUGAAGCGUUUCUGGGACUCCAACUACGGCGGACACGAGUACGACCCCGUCGCCCGCCGGCGCGGCGCUCCCGCCGAGCCACCAGCGACGAUCGCGCCCAUCGGUGGCGGCGGCAGCCGUGCCCCGGGCGGUCUUGGCGUGGGCGGCGCACGCUCGGGCGGGAAGACGCCGGUGACGGGCCACCGCGCGGGCUCGACGCAGCCGAGCGAGGCGGUGCAGAAUCUGCAGGCGCAGCUGCGCGACAUGUCGACGCACAUGGAGGGACUCGAGAAGGAGAGGGACUUUUACUUUGCGAAGCUGCGUGACAUCGAGAUCCUGGUGCAGCAGCAGAUCGAGGCCCUCGAGGCGGAAGGCAAAGACGACUUCACGCUCAACGAGAUCCAGAAGAUCCUCUAUUCCACCGAGGACGGCUUUGAGGUCCCCGAGAACGCCCCCGUCGAUGAAGAGGAGACCUUCUAGUCUGGUGGCGCACCGUGCGGCACCCUCUGCACAUCGCCUGCGGCACUACCGUACUUCUUCUUUUUCACUGUUUCUCCUGGAAUUUCUCCUACGUAGCCAUGCCGUGUUUCGCUCUGAUUUGCUAUAGUGGCCUGUCAUUCCAUUACCAUCCCCGCUCCCGCGCAUCUUGUGUUUUUUCGUGAGCCUAACUUAGGUUGACCAUGCUGUCGUUUCCAUAAUCACUUCCUUCUUCUUCAUGGUGCUUCUCGAAUAGAGUCCUCUUCGUAAUUCAUUCCCAUUAUGUCUGAG